AUGUGUCCUAGAGAUGAAUCUCAAGUGAUCCAAAAAAUUGUUGACGCUGCAUUGACAAAAUUGAACCAUACACCUCUACAUGUUGCCAAAUACCCAACUGGAAUUGAAGGAUGUUUACAUGAAUUGAGUACAUUGAUAGAUCUUGGAAAGAAUGAUGUGCGAAUCAUAGGGAUAUAUGGAAUUGGGGGUAUAGGAAAGACCACUAUUGCUAAAGCUGUCUUUAAUAAAUUCACCAAUGAAUUCGAAGGUUCUUGCUUCCUUGCAGAUGUUAGAGACAUGUCGAAGCAACAAUUUGGUCUGGUUCAGUUACAAGAAAUGCUUCUAUUUGACAUCUUGGAAAAUAGAAAUUUGAAGGUUGGAAAUACUCAUAGAGGUGUCAACAUUAUAAGAGAAAGGCUUUGUCACAAAAGAGUACUUCUAGUUCUUGAUGAUGUUGAUGAACUAGGUCAGUUGGAGACAUUAGCGGGAGGGCAUGAGUGGUUUGGCUUAGGAAGUAGAAUCAUCAUCACUGCUAGAAAUAAACACUUACUAACCACUCAUGGAGCUAAUGGAAUAUAUGAGGUCCAGGGAUUGGAUCAUCAAAGAGCUCUUGAACUUUUAAGUUGGAAUGCUUUUAAGAGGAAACAACCUGUAGAUGAUUACUUUGUGCUAUCACAUCGUGUUGUAAACUAUGCCAGUGGCCAUCCAUUAACUCUAGAAGUAUUGGGUUCCUUCCUAUGUGGCAGGACAGAGCACGAAUGGAAAAGUACAAUACAAAAUUUGGAAAAGAAACCGCACAAGAAGGUGUAUGAAAUACUGAAAAUAAGUUAUGAUGCUUUGCAGGCUGAUGAGAAGUCCAUUUUUCUUGAUGUUGCAUGUUUCUUUGUUGGACAUGACAAAGAUUUUGUUAUCCAAGUACUUGGCAGUAGUGAUUUCUGCCCAAUCAUUGGAAUGGGAGUUCUUACAGAUAUGUCUCUUAUAAAGAUUGAGUUCAACAAGCUGAGAAUGCAUCCCUUGAUACAAGAAGUGGGUAAGGAAAUUGUCCGCCAAGAAUCCCUUGAAGCUGGAAAACACAGUAGACUAUGGUCUCUGGAUGAUGUUAUUCAUGUAUUCUCAGAAAAAAAAGGAACAAAUUCGAUUGAAGGCAUUAUGUUAAAGUAUCCUGAACAAAGAACUCUACACUUGAAUGCUAAAGCAUUCAAAGGAAUGAAAAGGCUUCGACUGCUUGCUUUGAGCAACAUAGUCCUUUCUAGCACCAUUGAAUAUGCUCCUAAUGAGUUAAGGUUUGUUGAUUUGCCGGGAUACUCAUUUCCUACGUUUUCUUUCAAUUCUGGUCCCAAAAAACUUGUCAUUCUCAGAAUGCCCUGUAGCCAUAUCCAUGAACUGGGGAAACACUUUAAGAAUUUUGAAAAUUUGAAAGUUGUGAAUUUAAGUCACUCUAAAUCCUUAAGCAAAAUUCCUGACCUAUCAACAGCCCCAAAUCUUGAGAGUUUAAUACUUGACUACUGUACAAGUUUAGUUGAGAUUCAUGAGUCUGUUGGGUAUCUUAGUAGGAUGGUCUGUUUGGAACUUCAAUUUUGCAGUAAGCUGAGGAAUUUUCCAAGGAAUUUGGUGUCAAAAUCUUUUAGAAUACUAAAUUUUCAUGGAUGUUCAAGACUCAAAAACUUUCCUAACAUUGUUGGAGAAAUGAAAUGCUUGACGAGUCUAAGUAUAUCUUGCACUUCCAUAGAAGAGCUGCCUUCCUCAAUUGAGCUUCUAGUAAGCCUUAAAGAGUUAUUCUUAAUCUUCUGUAAAAACCUCGUGCAUAUUCCAACUAGCAUUUAUAAGCUAUCAAAACUUGAAGUGCUUUCUUUCUGUCAUUGCUCAAAACUGUAUAAAUUUCCAAAGAAUGUUCUAAACUUGAAACCUGAUGAACUCUUCCACAGCCCCAAGUUCAUUCCUAAGGUCCAAACAUCAAAUCUAUUUGUGCUUCCCAUGUUAAAGGCCCUUAAUCUUCAAAGUUGUAAUUUAUGUGAAGCAGAUUUCCUCACAAUUCCUGAGAGCUUUCCCAUUCUUAACUGGUUAAAUCUAUCAAAAAACAAGUUUGUCAACCUUCCCUCCCUUUGCAAGCUUUCUAACCUUUCAGAUCUUGAUUUAUCCAACUGUGAACUACUUCGGGAGAUUCCAGAACUUCCAAAAUCCAUAAUGAGAGUAAAUGCAAGUGACUGCAAAUCAUUGGUUGACACUCAUGGUAGGAUCAUGGACACGAUCAUAUCCAAUAACAUGGGAUUCUUAAAGGACUUCGAAUUUGAGAUUGUAAUUCCAGGAGGUGAUAUUCCAGACUGGUUUAGCCAUAAGUGUGAAGGGAAUUCCAUUUCUUUCAUUAUGCCUUCAAAUGUGUCAAAGAAUUUGGCAGGGGUGAUUAUCUGUGCUGUCUUUGAAGCAGCAAGCGAAAGAGUUAAAUUAUCAUUUGAUCAGGAAAUUGACAAGUCUCAUACGUGCUCUGUCUACACUAGAGUUGUCUUUUCUAUGAAGUCGGGGAAUAUGCACCUUUUUUAUCUCCCAGCUGCUAGUCUUAUUUCUCCCUUUAAUACUCCAGUCAAGGAUUUUAGCAUAUACAGAAUUUCAUUUUCUGGCCUUGUGAAAUCCAAAAAGGUUGUCUCUAGGUGUGGGACCCUUGUACUAUGGGAUCAAGAAGAUGACAUCUUGAAUGAUCGAAACUCUCAUUCUUCUCAUGAUCUAGACAAGUUUCAUCAUAAUAUUUCACCGAGUAAAAGAAGCUUUGAUGGUUAUCUUUAUGGAGACCGACACGAUUUUAGUUCGCAACAGAAGAGGCAUUGUGAACCCUGUAGGAUCAAAAUACCAAACACUGAGAGCAUGCAAGAAAAAAUAGCCACCUCCAACCAACGACUUUUUUUGGAAAAAAGAUGGACAAGCAUAAAAAGGCAGAGAAAAAAAAAAGUAGACAGUCCAGAUCCAAGAAGGAAAAGGUUUUGUUGGAAAGUGUUUGAGUUUUCACAAAUGAAAUCCAAAUAUUGUUGAAAAAAAACUGGAAUUUUUAAAGAAAUCCUAGAAUUAUCUGACAAUGCUAUACCAUGGUUGCCUUUCUCAAUUGAGCUUUAUUUUCAAGUUUUACUAGAUAUAGAUAUGUGCUUGUGCAAAGCUUAUGUAUAUAUUUCAACUAGCAUUAAUAAGCUAUUGCAUCUUGAUGUACUUGAUCUUGGUUUUUGUACAAAACUAAUCAAAUUUUCAAUGUGUAGAGUAUUGCCUAUGGUGAACUAUUGAACAA
This is a messenger RNA of Ziziphus jujuba (common jujube), 3247 nucleotides long. Its product is annotated as disease resistance protein RPV1. The record is from RefSeq and is a predicted model, not a curated record. Bases 1 to 3000 code for a protein of 999 amino acids. Gene Ontology annotation, molecular function: ADP binding; protein binding. NCBI's taxonomy places the organism in Eukaryota, Viridiplantae, Streptophyta, Magnoliopsida, Rosales, Rhamnaceae. The transcript has 4 exons. Gene Ontology annotation, biological process: defense response.